AUGUUGCGGGUUUCCCUUGUAUUGCUGUCAGUGGUGGUCUCAGCAAAAGUCCAAAAUGAUCCAGCGGGACAACAGAUUUUACUUUUCAAGGAGAAGACUAAGGUUAACCUGAUAAAGGGACCAAUCGGCGUUAUGACAACCAGCGCUGGCGCCCCAGUCGAAUAUAAAGAUGCGACCGUUACCCUCAAUUCGAAUCUUAUUUUCAACGAAUACUUUAUGGACUCACUAACCCAUCUAGUCCGCGAGAGGAUACCCGAGCGUCUCGUUCACGCGAAAGCCGGUGGGGCGUUUGGCUACUUCGAAGUCACCCAUGACAUCAGUCACAUUUGCAAAGCCAAGAUGUUCUCCGCAGUCGGGAAGAGGACCCCUGUGGCAGCGAGAUUCUCGCCUGUCGUAGUCGAAAGGGGUGGCAUCGACACCUCUAGGGACGCCAGGGGCUUCGCCGUCAAAUUCUACACCGAAGAGGGCAACUUCGACAUCGUUGGCUUCAACACGCCUAUGUACGUGUACAAAGACCCGCUGCUUUUCACGACCUUCGUCAGAGCGCAGAAACGGAACCCGGCUACGAACCUAAUCGACGGUAAUACGCUGUGGGACUUCUUGACUCUGCGGCCUGAGAGUCUACAUAUGUUCCUUCUGGUGUUCGCCGAUCGGGGAAUCCCCGACGGAUACCGUCAUAUGCCGGGCUUCGGAAUACACACUUAUGAAGUUGUGAACGAACACGGCGAGAAGAGUUUCGUUAGAUUCCAUUUUACACCAACCGCUGGUAUAAAGAAUCUAAGGUCGCAGGAAGCGAGGAAGAUUGCCGCCGUCGAUCCCGACUACGCUACCAGAGACCUUUACAGGGCCAUUGGCAAUGGGCAAUUUCCAAGUUGGAAAGUAAGCGUUCAGGUGUUAUCUUUAAAUGACGUCAAAAGUGCAGGUUUCGAUGUAUUUGAUGUGACCAAAGUGUUACCCUUAGAUGAUUAUCCAUUGAGGCCGGUCGGUAUGUUCGUUUUGAAUAAAAACCCAAUCAACUAUUUCGCCGAAAUAGAACAAUUAGCCUACAGUCCGGCUAAUCUAGUGCCUGGCAUUCUGGGCGGUCCUGAUAAAGUUUUCGAAGCCCGCCGUUUGGCCUAUCGCGACGCGCAAUACUACAGGCUCGGUGCAAACUUCAACAAGAUCCCCGUAAACUGUCCCGUUCAAGUGAAAGUUUUGGCUUACAAUCGCGACGGACGGCCGCCGGUGAAAGACAACGGAAGGGACACACCGAACUACUACCCCAACUCUUACAACGGCGCUGAAGCUUACGUGGAUAAGAGGAGAGCUGAGUUGAUCGAAAUAUUCCAAGACGAUCCAAACAACUUCCAGCAAGCGACAGAGUUGUACGUAAACGAAAUGACUAAGGACGAGCGCAGCCGUCUCGUGGAGAACAUACUUUAUAGCUUAGGAGGCGCAGCGCAAUUCUUGCAGGAGAGAGCUGUGAAGCUCUUCACCAUCAUACACUCCGAUUUAGGAAACCGCAUAGCCGAAGGCUUAGCAGCCAACAGAACUAAACAUUAUUAUGAUGACAUAGACGGAUUGUUCAACUAUGAG
Iphiclides podalirius (scarce swallowtail) is the source of this 1575-nucleotide messenger RNA. The record is from the annotation of a GenBank genome assembly. Lineage: Eukaryota; Metazoa; Arthropoda; Insecta; Lepidoptera; Papilionidae.